Choloepus didactylus (southern two-toed sloth) is the source of this 1116-nucleotide messenger RNA. Its product is annotated as myomegalin. NCBI's taxonomy places the organism in Eukaryota, Metazoa, Chordata, Mammalia, Pilosa, Megalonychidae. The transcript is spliced from 8 exons. The coding region runs from base 88 to 1116 and encodes 342 amino acids. The record is from RefSeq and is a predicted model, not a curated record.
AAAGCACUAACUUCCAUCUCUCCUGACCAGCCAUUGACAUGGAACAACAAUAUCUCCUGAGGCAGUAGGAGGGUUCUUCAUGAGAAAAUGCUCCAAGUGAAGGAUGGAAUGAAUCAGCCCUUAGAGAAGAAGGAACAGGCUGAAAGGGGGGCGAAUCAGCUGAAGGCUCAGCCCGAGGAAGGAGGAUUCUCCUCUGUGUCCCACAGCAGAUACUACUCCUUGAUUCAGGAUCAGGCUCGAGAGUUGACCCACCUAAGGCAGAAGAUGAGGAUUGGGAGAGUUGUCUCUUCCCUUCUCAUUCAGCAUGUCAAUGAUGCAGUAAAGAUCUUUGAGGAGCUACUCAGUAGCAAUAACAUUGACCAUUCUAUGGAGCAGCACUUCCGUGAGCAGCUGGUCAAGGGAAGCCAGCUGGCAGAGAGCCUUGCCAGCAAAUUCAGCACUGAUGACUAUACCAAUAAGAAUCAAGCAGGACGGGCACUGCAAACCCUCAGUAUCUUAAGGAAGAUGCAUAAGAAGGAUAAAGUGACUGAAGUCCUAGAGACCAAGCAGGAUGAUAGGUCCCAGAUGCAGCCCCAGAUCCACUCCAGCAGCACCUCCUCAUUGUUUGCUGAGCAGGGAGUGCAUCCUGCUGUGGAUGUAGCCAAUGUCAGCCCUGCCACACCUGUGGAUUCAGUUACAUUACCUAGUAACUAUUCAGGAGCCAGACCAAACCAGCAGUUCUAUCUUCUGAAAGGCACCACACCACAUCACACCACCCAGCUGAGUAGGACUCCAGAACCUGGGCACCAUGGCAGCAGUGGCCCAUGGGAUGAGAUGAGGCCUCAGAAAAUGAAUGUAUCUGGGAAUCUGUCCUCCUUCUCCUCUUUGCACCGACCUGACUCCAAACCCUCAGGGUCUGACCUGCUGGAAAAGCAUCUUGUUGAGAUCCAAAACCUGCGCCAGCGCCUGGAGGAGUCUGUCUGCUUCAAUGAUCACCUUCAGGAGAGGCUGGAACACGUGCUGAGCAAUGCUGACCAAGGAAAAAGUACUACACAGUCAGUCCCAGAUGUCUGCCUCGCAACCCUUCAUUCAUACACUAAGAGUCACUCUUCUGGCUCUGGUCAGGACUUCCUGUGA